Molecule: messenger RNA, 423 nt
Organism: Opisthorchis viverrini
Lineage: Eukaryota; Metazoa; Platyhelminthes; Trematoda; Opisthorchiida; Opisthorchiidae
Exons: 3
Coding region: 43-423 (126 amino acids)
Source: RefSeq, a predicted model, not a curated record
AGGGUUCACGGCUCGAAUCCGGCAGCUACAUCUCAACUGCUCAUGUCUGCGUUCGGGCAACCUGACAUUAUCUCGGUCCUCGUGCUUCCUCCGAAUGGUUUGGUAGCUAUUCACCGAAAGAGCGUCACGGUUAAACGGCUGUUGAUAAUUUACCUCUUCAAUUUGACAGGUGAGGUAGAACCCUGGACGGUGAACGUGGAACCACCUACGGCCUCGGAGAAUGGUUUAUCCCUGAAUCUGAGGGGACGUGUGUAUCAAGCUACAGUACGGGCUGUUUUGUUGUAUGACUGUGAGAUUUGGCCUAUUCGAGCAGCGGACCUGAGACGUCUUCAGGUGUUCGACAAUCGUUGUCUCAGAACCAUAGCUCGUGUGGGUUGGUGUCGGGGAAUGUGUAACGAGGCAGUUAGUGGGCGUGUUCUGUAA